GAAAACAUGGGAUUUUGUCUCGAUGCCGCAAUUUUCACGUCUCCAUCUUCGAUCGCGCACUUGCUUCGGCGCUGUGGCAGAGCGGACGACGAGUCGCGAGUGGCUGCCGUUAUCACACUAGAGACGAACGUCAUUGCACAGGCCGCUCUUUUUUCGCAUACCGUUUCGAAUCGGGAUCGACAGUCCCACCGUCGAGCCACAAGCGUGCGUACAACUUCUUCAGAUCUGCGCUCGCGAGGCUGGCGCAGGCUGACAGCUCUUCUUCUCGAAGAACUAUGCUCCACGCACUGCCCGAGGAGGCUGCUGUCUCAAGCCGUCGACGAAGAGAGCUCUACAAGUACUUUAUUCCUCCCGGAAGCGUUUUUGGCACCACCCGAGAAUCCGUCCCUGAUAGUGUGCUCACGGCGCAUGCGCAACUAGUAGCAUGGCGACUCAAUUGUCAACGGGCUAUGGUUAGCCUCAUAGACAAGGAUGUGCAGUACUUUGUCGCCGAAGCUUCAAAGACUGUACAUUUGGAUGACAGCUCACUUUACGAUGACCCGUCAGACGCUAUAUGGGCUGGCUGUAUUUCAGUACCGAAAGCUGGGCGACUCUGCGAACACACAAUUGCUCAGCUUCCAGGAGAGGACGGCGACCCGCCGUAUUUCGAGGUGUUGGAUCUCACGCAGGAUGAUCGCUUCAAGGACCUGGCGUUCGUAACAGCGGCGCCAUUUUUCAAAUACUACUGCGGCGUGCCUCUGAGGACGAAGCACGGCGUUCCAGUUGGCUCACUCUUUGCACUGGACGAUAAAGUCCGAAGACCCAUUAAUCGAACCGAAAAACUCUUCCUGGCCACCAUGGCUGAGAAUGUGAUGACGCAUUACGAAAACUUGAAAGAGAAGGAAGACCGCAAGCGUGUUCUGAACAUGAACAUGUGCCUCGCCGCAUUCGUCGAUCCCGAAAAUGAGAUAAGAAGGAGGAGAGCUCGGCGCGAUUCGCAAGCAGAUAAUGUGAAGAGCCAUCGCUCCUCGGUCAGCGCUGGCUCAAUUCGGAGCCAGCAAGAGCAGUCAGGAAAAUCACAUCGUCGCAGUCGGCAGUCAUCCCGACAUGAUUCAGAUUCGAAUAGUGAAGAAAGUGCGAGCACAUUGACUAAACGUGUUGAAGACGACGAUAACAUUGAGACCUUCAAGAGGGCUGCUAACCUACUACAUCAAGCUCUUGGGCUCGAGUUCGGCGGCGGCGUUGUAUUCAUGGACACAGCAACUUCUUAUCGCGCAAAUCAUAAGCAAAGGAAGACCUCCGAUCAAUUAAGCGUUGGAGAGUCAGAGCACGAGACCACUCCGUUCAAGAGACAAGGCUCAUUAAGCAAUUCUAAUCUUCAGUCGUCGAGCUCUUGGGGCCCGUCUCGAGUGGCUGAUCCGCCACAGAUAGCAACGAUCACAACUCGAGUAGCCGACGUCCUGGCCUCCAAGAUAUCUCCAGCUAUCUCCGAUAACCAGAGCAAGCCUCAGGCGGAAUUCACGCCUUUGAUCCACGAUGAUCUCGCAAAGCUCAUCAAAAGGCACCCAAGAGGAAAGUUUUAUAACCUUGACCCCGAGGAUGGAUUUAAUUCAACCUCGUCGAGCGACGAAGGGAUCUAUGACAUUCCCAAGUCGAAGUCGGCGCCCUCGAAACACGAGGGGCAGCUGCUUGCGAAGCACUUUCCAGGCGCCCGGCAAAUAAUAUUUUUGCCGCUAUGGGACGCAACUGCUUCCCGCUUCUCCACGCUUUUUGCGUAUAACACUUCGGAUUUCCGGUGCUUGUCCAGCAACCCUGAUUUCCUAUACUGCAUCGCGUUCUCUAGCUGCGUAAUGACCGAAAUUACACGGAUCGCAACUCUUGCAGCGGACCAGCAGAAGUCUGACUUCAUAGGUUCUGUCUCGCAUGAGUUAAGAUCUCCCCUUCAUGGAAUCCUUGCAUCCUGUGAAUUUCUCACAGACACAGAUACAUCCACUUUUCAACAGUCAUUGAUCGAUACAGCGGAUAGCUGUGCGAGGACGUUGCUGGAUACUAUCAACAUGGUCUUGGAUUACUCGAAGAUCAACGCGUUCGAGCGAAAUGCGAGAAAAAUUCGCAGGAAAGGCGGCAACUUGACAAACAAUAUCGCAGGAAAUGCUCAAGCCCAACUGAACAUCUUCGGUAACGUGGAUCUGGCUAACAUAACGGAAGAAGUUGUCGAGGGCGUAGCGACCGGCCAGGUAUUUAAGGAUAGUUUGACUGGUGUUGAUGCCGUCGAUUUUGGAGAUCCGACCCGACAGGUCCUUAGCGGACGCAAGGAAGUCGAGAUUAUACUUGAUAUCUCUCCACGUGCGUCACCUAAAGACUGGGUCUUCGUUACCCAGCCUGGUGCGUUCAGGAGGAUUAUCAUGAACAUAUUUGGCAACGCGCUGAAGUACACGCGCUCAGGCUACAUUAGAAUCAAGCUUGACGCACAGCCAGAGCGCCAGCCAUCCUCAGCAAGCAACCCAGAGGAGAUACAAACCACGCUCGUAAAGCUCACCAUCUCAGACACAGGCCAAGGCAUGUCUCCGCAGUUCAUGAGGACAAAACUUUACACCCCUUUUGCUCAGGAGAAUUCGAUCGCACCUGGUACCGGACUUGGUUUGUCCCUCGUCAAGUCCAUGGUGACGAUGUUGAAUGGCGAAAUAAAUAUUGAAUCAGCAAUCGGAGUUGGUACGGAGGUAACGGUCACGUUCCCAAUGACUCUUAGCACGCCUACGAGCAGCUCGGAUUCGAAUUCCGGCUCCACACCUACUUCUGCUGGCAGCAUUGAAAGGGUUAAGGACGAGAGUUUGCUUAUUGUGCAGAAGAAAGCGAUAGGUAGGAGAGCGACGUUGUUCCCCGACACUCUGAGUGGCCAAGCAACAGAUGCCGCUCGCAUGAUUAGGCACGCUAUUCAUCGCUAUCUCACCGGCUGGUACGGCUUUGAGGUGAUCUCGCCAUUUUCCGUCGACAACUUGCCGGACAUCAUCAUAACUGACGAAAGCGACCUUGGCGAGCUGGUCAAGAUCCUUCCCGGUGGCAUUGACGCGGCCGAAGGACCGAUGAUCAUCGUCCUCUGCACCGCUGCUUCACGGAAAGAGGACAAGAGCUUGCUAACGAAAUCACACCGUGUUGAAGCUGUUUCGCAUCCGUUCGGUCCAUUCAAACUCGCCAGGAGCAUCAAGUGGUGUCUUGAACGGUUAGACAGGUCGUUGGUUGCGGAGACGGAUGCAGAAUCCGAAGCGACUGCAGCAGACCAUGCCGCAGUUGAGGAAAUUAGCACCGGCGUUGAUCAUCUGACCAUUCAUAGCACAGAUCCCGACGAACCAGACGUUAACAUUAUCAAAGCCGGAUCUGUGGCGGCAAAGGAGGAUAGUGUCCAUGCGCAAUUGGUCGUUGAAAGUUCUGCUGAGUCGUCCUCAAGCGCUGGACUUGCACCCGAACGGACCGAAUUCCCCUUCCCCCGUGAACAACCAAACGAUGGAACAAUAUCGCCAUCCACGCUUGAGGCUGCGGAGAAAGAUCGGCCGCCAUUGUCUUCGCGAAAAACGAUAUCCCCAACAAGGCCCGAGAUUGUUUCGCAGCAUGCUGAGGUUGCCACACCAAUGUCCAGUAAGGGCGUCAUGACAACGUCUGUGUCUUCUGAUCAAGCCAAAUCGAGCAAAGCUCCUCGAUUGCUUCUUGUUGAUGACAACAAAGUGAACCUUCGUCUCCUUCAAACAUUCAUGAAGAAACGCAAUUACACGGACGUCUUCUCUGCAGAGGACGGCGCACAAGCUGUCGCCAUUUAUCGCGAUCUGAUUACGCAACAGCCGCCCCAUCCUCCAGAUAUCAUCUUUAUGGAUAUUUCAAUGCCCGUGAUGAAUGGAUUCCAAGCGACGCGUGAAAUUAGAGAAAUCGAAGAGGACUUUAGGGAGCAAUUUCCUAGUCCGAUGGAAACACCGCAGAGCAGCUUGAUCAUUGCGUUGACAGGUCUUGCCAGUGGCAGAGACCAGAGCGAAGCGUUCACCUCAGGUUUUGAUCUGUUUCUUACAAAGCCUACCAGUUUUCGGGAAGUUGGUAGAUUGCUUGACAACUGGGAAAAGAAUGGCGGUGCGGCAACUGUGGGUGUUCCGCAUGGCGCUCUGACCGGGGAGUCCGUUCAUGUAGAUCCAUGAGGUUGUUCUACGGUGUAAUUCAGAUGUAUAUGUGACACUCGGAUUCGGAAAGAUACACUUCAGGUGUCUACGGGCUGGAGAAAUGCCCUUUUUGUGAUUUGACUGAGAUCUUUAAGGACCACAAUUCGUACUUAGUCGAUAGAGCUCAAGGAUUACGGAUGGUAACGACCCUUGACUCCCUUAGAUGGCAUGAUGUAUGUUACGAUUGAAAAGUGGCGGAUAUUAGUGAUCAAUGGCCUUUAUCAAUGAGGAAAGCAUCUCAGAUUUUCG
Molecule: messenger RNA, 4427 nt
Organism: Verruconis gallopava
Lineage: Eukaryota; Fungi; Ascomycota; Dothideomycetes; Venturiales; Sympoventuriaceae
Exons: 5
Coding region: 276-4157 (1293 amino acids)
Biological process (GO): phosphorelay signal transduction system; phosphorylation
Molecular function (GO): phosphorelay sensor kinase activity
Source: RefSeq, a predicted model, not a curated record